AUGCCCUCGAGGAGCCAGUACAACCGCCGCGGCAGCGAUGGGGACGAGGACGAGCUCGUUGCAGUCUCAUCCGACUCGGAGGAGUCAGAGUCGGAGGCGAACCGCGGGGCCGAGGCGGACGACGACGACGACGAAUACGUGGGGGAAAGCAGUGACGCGGGCGGCGGGGACGAAGCGGAGGAAGCAGGCAGAAGCGAUUGCGGCGAGGGCGGUGACUUGGACGGGGACGACCACGUGGCCACGGCAGGCGGCCACUUCGGGGCCUGCGUCGCGGCGCGGCGGCUCCCGAUAAGGAGAGGAAAUCGCAGAACGUGGAUGCUCUUGGAAGGAGUUCAAUUUAUGUUUGAUUGUGUCUCUGGGUCAUUGAGUGCUGAUGGUAUUUCUGGUUGCAUUUUAGCUGAUGAUAUGGGAUUGGGGAAGACUUUACAGUCAAUAACUUUACUAUAUACCCUUCUUUGUCAAGGCUUCGAUGAUAAGCCAAUGGUUAAAAGGGCUGUCAUUGUAACCUUCACAAGCUUAGUUAGCAACUGGGAAUCUGAGAUAAUUAAGUGGUUGAAAGGCAGAGUGCAGCUGCUGGCCCUCUGUGAAAGCACACGUGCUGAUGUUCUUUCUGGAAUAGAAAGUUUCUUAAAACCCUUGAGCCGUCUUCAGGUACUUAUCAUAUCUUAUGAGACUUUCCGCAUGCAUUCUUCAAAAUUUGAAAGACCGGGCAGCUGUGACCUUCUCAUAUGUGAUGAGGCCCACAGGCUGAAAAAUGAUCAGACACUGACAAAUAAGGUUUUGGCUGCCCUUCCUUGUACACGGCGCAUCCUCUUGUCCGGUACCCCAAUGCAGAAUGAUUUGGAAGAGUUCUUCUCAGUGGUGAAUUUCACAAAUCCAGGGGUUCUGGGGGACGCUUCAUAUUUUCGUCGUUAUUAUGAAGUAAGUAUGGAGCUUGACAUGAAUCAGGCUGUACUGCCAAAUUACGAGUUACAGCUGUUCAUUCAAAGACAAUCAGUACUUCUCAUGUAUGCUUAG
Molecule: messenger RNA, 1017 nt
Organism: Miscanthus lutarioriparius
Lineage: Eukaryota; Viridiplantae; Streptophyta; Magnoliopsida; Poales; Poaceae
Source: the annotation of a GenBank genome assembly